CUGCCUGAUCUUCGACGCGUUGCAUCUGUUUUGGAGUCGCGUGUGCUUUCACUUUGACCGCGAAAAUAUCUAGCCUAAUAAAUACAUAUACCCACUAUAUACAUACAUAAAUCUCCUGCAUUUCAACCACUUUUGAGUGCAAUAAACUGCGAGUGAUGGUGGAAACGGCGACGACAACCACCAUAACGCGAACCACUUCGGCGGUGCCGGCGGGUGCGGUAACGGUAACUGGACCCACUGGCUCCGCGGCCACGCCCACUGCCGCUCAGGUGGCCGCGCAGGCGCAUCGCAAUGAUGAGACCACACGAGCCAUCUUCAACUUGAAAGUCAUCGUCUUUCUGCUCUUCCUGCCCCUGGUCUUGCUGGCCGUCUUCCUAAAGCAUCUGCUGGAUUACCUAUUUGCUUUGGGCCUCAAGGAGAAGGAUGUCAGUGGCAAAGUGGCCCUGGUGACCGGCGGAGGCAGCGGCCUGGGUCGCGAGAUCUGUUUGGAGCUGGCUCGUCGUGGCUGCAAGUUGGCCGUCGUGGAUGUCAACUCCAAGGGCUGUUACGAAACGGUGGAGCUGCUCUCGAAGAUCCCGAGGUGCGUGGCCAAGGCCUACAAGAACGAUGUCUCCUCGCCGCGCGAACUGCAGCUGAUGGCCGCCAAGGUGGAGAAGGAACUGGGCCCAGUGGACAUUCUGGUCAACAAUGCCUCCCUCAUGCCCAUGACCUCCACGCCCACCCUCAAGAGCGAUGAAAUCGACACGAUUCUACAGCUCAACCUGGGUUCCUACAUUAUGACCACCAAGGAGUUCCUGCCGAAGAUGAUAACCCGCAAGACUGGUCACCUGGUGGCAGUGAAUGCUCUGGCGGGUCUGGUUCCUCUGCCGGGAGCGGGUAUCUACACGGCCACCAAAUACGGAAUCGAGGGCUUCAUGGAGUCGCUGCGGGCCGAACUGAGGCUGUCCGACUGCGACUACGUACGCACCACAGUGGCCAAUGCCUAUCUGAUGCGAACCAGCGGGGAUCUGCCACUUCUCAGCGAUGCGGGCAUUGCGAAGAGCUAUCCCGGACUGCCCACGCCAUAUGUGGCGGAGAAGAUUGUCAGGGGCGUGCUGCUGAACGAGCGCAUGGUGUACGUGCCAAAAAUAUUCGCACUCAGUGUGUGGCUGCUUAGAUUGCUGCCCACCAAGUGGCAGGAUUACAUGCUGUUGCGAUUCUACCACUUCGAUGUGCGCAGCUCGCACCUGUUCUACUGGAAGUAGAGGGAGCAACGUCCCAUCCCUGAAGCAUUUACGCGAGGAGCGCUUGUUUGUUUCCCAAUUGCGGUUCUUAAUUAAACUGUUGCCUACGCUAGGAGUACACCUUUAGCUAUUUAUACGAAUAUUUAACUUAAAUUAAAUCUAUAUCCUAACAUUA
Drosophila elegans is the source of this 1398-nucleotide messenger RNA. Its product is annotated as short-chain dehydrogenase/reductase family 16C member 6. The transcript is spliced from 7 exons. Gene Ontology annotation, molecular function: oxidoreductase activity, acting on the CH-OH group of donors, NAD or NADP as acceptor. The record is from RefSeq and is a predicted model, not a curated record. The coding region runs from base 156 to 1244 and encodes 362 amino acids. Gene Ontology annotation, cellular component: lipid droplet. Lineage: Eukaryota; Metazoa; Arthropoda; Insecta; Diptera; Drosophilidae.